Ceratosolen solmsi marchali is the source of this 5981-nucleotide messenger RNA. RefSeq names its product RNA polymerase II subunit RpII215 (gene RpII215). The transcript has 6 exons. The coding region runs from base 208 to 5925 and encodes 1905 amino acids. Gene Ontology annotation, molecular function: DNA binding. The record is from RefSeq and is a predicted model, not a curated record. Lineage: Eukaryota; Metazoa; Arthropoda; Insecta; Hymenoptera; Agaonidae. Gene Ontology annotation, biological process: transcription by RNA polymerase II. Gene Ontology annotation, cellular component: RNA polymerase II, core complex.
UGGCGCCGGUGUAUGAGGUUGAGAUUAAUGUGCUGUAUUGUAACUGUAAAUUACAAUUUCUACUAUUGUGUUACAAGUUUUAUUUUAAAUUUUAAUAAAUCUAUAAGGUAAUUAAUUGAUCACAGAGUAACAUUUGCUAAAAUUUCAGAAUUUAAGAUAGUGUUUUAUGGUCGUGCAUAAAAGUUAAGUUCCACCUUAAUUAUCAAAAUGGCUACGUCAGAUUCAAAGGCGACAUUGCGAACAGUGAAAAGAGUUCAAUUCGGUAUUUUAUCACCAGAUGAGAUUCGCCGUAUGUCAGUUACAGAGGGUGGCAUACGUUUUGCCGAGACCAUGGAAGGUGGCCGUCCCAAGCUUGGUGGUCUUAUGGAUCCUAGACAGGGUGUAAUUGAUAGAAACUCUCGAUGUCAAACUUGUGCUGGUAACAUGACAGAAUGUCCUGGCCACUUUGGACAUAUUGAUUUAGCAAAACCAGUUUUUCAUUGUGGUUUUAUAACAAAAACAAUUAAAAUUCUUAGAUGUGUUUGCUUUUUUUGUUCAAAAAUGUUAGUUAGUCCUCACAAUCCAAAAAUUAAAGAAAUAGUUAUGAAAACAAAAGGCCAACCACGUAAGCGCUUAACAUUUGUUUAUGAUCUUUGUAAAAGUAAAAAUAUUUGUGAGGGUGGUGAUGAAAUGGAUAUAACUAAAGAUGGUCAGGAGCUAGAUCCCAAUAAAAAACCAGGUCAUGGUGGUUGUGGUCGUUACCAACCAAAUUUAAGAAGAUCUGGACUUGAUGUAACUGCUGAAUGGAAGCAUGUCAAUGAAGAUUCUCAGGAAAAAAAAAUUGCCUUGACUGCAGAACGUGCAUGGGAAAUUUUGAAGCAUAUAACUGAUGAAGAAUCCUUUAUCCUUGGAAUGGAUCCUAAGUUUGCACGACCUGAUUGGAUGAUUGUAACUGUACUUCCAGUUCCACCGCUAGCAGUAAGACCAGCUGUAGUUAUGUAUGGUUCAGCAAAGAAUCAAGAUGAUCUAACUCAUAAGCUUUCUGAUAUAAUAAAAUCUAAUAAUGAAUUAUUAAGAAAUGAACAAGCAGGAGCAGCAACACAUGUUAUAUCUGAAAAUAUAAAGAUGUUACAGUUUCAUGUUGCAACACUUGUUGAUAAUGAUAUGCCAGGUAUGCCAAAAGCAAUGCAAAAAUCUGGAAAACCCCUAAAAGCUAUUAAAGCUCGAUUAAAAGGUAAGGAGGGCCGUAUUCGUGGCAACCUUAUGGGCAAACGUGUCGAUUUUUCGGCGCGCACUGUCAUUACACCUGAUCCAAAUUUGCGAAUUGACCAAGUUGGUGUACCUCGUAGUAUUGCUCAAAAUUUAACUUUUCCUGAAAUUGUAACUCCAUUUAAUAUCGAUAAAAUGCAAGAACUUGUACGAAGAGGAAAUACUCGAUAUCCUGGUGCAAAAUAUAUUGUUCGUGAUAAUGGUGACCGUAUUGAUUUGCGAUUUCAUCCAAAACCUUCAGAUCUUCAUUUGCAAUGUGGUUAUAAGGUCGAAAGACAUAUUAGAGAUGGUGAUUUGGUCAUUUUUAAUCGUCAGCCAACUCUUCAUAAAAUGAGUAUGAUGGGUCACAGGGUAAAAGUUUUACCUUGGAGUACAUUUCGUAUGAAUUUAAGCUGUACUUCACCUUAUAAUGCUGACUUUGAUGGGGAUGAGAUGAAUUUACAUGUUCCUCAGUCUAUGGAAACUCGCGCUGAGGUGGAAAAUAUUCAUGUUACUCCAAGACAAAUCAUCACUCCACAAGCCAAUAAGCCAGUCAUGGGAAUUGUACAAGAUACAUUGACAGCUGUUAGAAAAAUGACUAAGAGAGAUGUUUUUAUUGAGAAGGAACAAAUGAUGAACAUUCUUAUGUUCUUGCCAAGCUGGGAUGGAAAAAUGCCCCAGCCUUGUAUUUUAAAACCUAAACCUUUAUGGACGGGUAAACAAAUAUUUUCACUUAUCAUUCCUGGAAAUGUAAAUAUGAUACGAACACAUAGUACGCACCCGGAUGAUGAGGAUGAAGGUCCUUAUAAAUGGAUAUCUCCUGGAGAUACAAAAGUUAUGGUUGAACACGGAGAAUUAAUAAUGGGAAUUUUGUGUAAAAAAACACUUGGUACUUCGGCUGGUUCUCUAUUACAUAUCUGUAUGCUGGAGUUAGGUCACGAAGUUUGUGGAAGAUUUUAUGGUAAUAUUCAAACAGUAAUUAAUAAUUGGUUAUUACUUGAAGGACAUUCUAUUGGUAUUGGGGAUACUAUAGCUGACCCUCAGACUUACAUGGAAAUUCAGAAGGCUAUUAAAAAAGCUAAAGAAGAUGUCAUAGAAGUUAUUCAAAAGGCUCAUAAUAUGGAAUUAGAGCCAACACCUGGUAAUACAUUGAGGCAGACUUUUGAAAAUCAAGUAAAUAGAAUUCUUAACGAUGCUCGUGAUAAAACUGGUGGUUCUGCUAAAAAAUCUCUUACUGAAUACAAUAACUUAAAAGCUAUGGUAGUUUCAGGUUCUAAAGGAUCCAAUAUUAAUAUAUCCCAGGUUAUUGCCUGUGUCGGGCAACAAAACGUCGAAGGGAAGCGCAUACCUUUUGGUUUUCGCAAACGUACUCUACCACAUUUUAUCAAAGAUGAUUAUGGUCCAGAAUCUAGAGGCUUUGUUGAGAAUUCAUAUCUUGCGGGUCUGACUCCAUCCGAAUUUUACUUCCAUGCUAUGGGAGGUCGCGAGGGUCUCAUUGAUACUGCUGUAAAAACUGCAGAAACUGGAUAUAUUCAACGUCGUCUCAUAAAGGCAAUGGAAUCAGUUAUGGUGCACUAUGAUGGCACAGUAAGAAACUCAGUGGGCCAACUUAUUCAGUUACGUUAUGGUGAAGAUGGGCUUUGUGGCGAAACUGUUGAAUUUCAGAAUUUACCAACCAUUAAAUUAAGCAAUAAAGCGUUUGAAAAAAAAUUUAAGUUUGAUCCAAGCAAUGAGAGGUAUUUGAGACGCAUUUUUAGCGAGGAUAUCGUGCGUGAAAUGAUGGGUUCUGGUGAAGUCAUAUCCGAAUUAGAACGUGAGUGGGAACAACUAAAUAAGGAUAGAGCUGCACUACGAGAAAUUUUUCCUAGUGGUGAAUCAAAAGUUGUACUACCGUGCAACUUACAACGUAUGAUUUGGAAUGUUCAGAAGAUAUUUCAUAUUAAUAAACGAGCACCAACGGAUUUGAGUCCAAUGAGAGUUAUUCAAGGUGUAAAAGAUCUUCUAGAAAAGUGUAUAAUCGUAGCAGGUGAGGAUCGUUUAAGUAAACAGGCUAAUGAAAAUGCUACAUUGUUAUUUCAAUGUCUUGUACGUUCUACUCUUUGUACUAAAUGCGUUUCUGAAGAAUUUCGUUUAUCAAGUGAAGCUUUUGAGUGGCUUAUAGGAGAAAUCGAGACUAGGUUUCAGCAAGCUCAAUGUGCUCCAGGAGAAAUGGUAGGUGCUUUAGCAGCCCAAUCUCUUGGAGAGCCUGCUACUCAAAUGACAUUAAAUACUUUUCAUUUUGCUGGCGUAUCCUCAAAGAAUGUAACUCUGGGAGUACCAAGACUAAAAGAAAUAAUUAAUAUUAGCAAAAAGCCAAAGGCUCCUUCUCUAACAGUCUUCUUAACUGGUGCUGCAGCAAGAGAUGCCGAAAAAGCUAAAAACGUUUUAUGUCGUCUUGAACAUACAACUUUGAAAAAAGUGACAGCAAAUACUGCAAUAUAUUAUGAUCCAGAUCCACAAAAUACUGUGAUUUCAGAAGAUCAGGAGUUUGUUAAUGUUUAUUAUGAGAUGCCAGACUUUGAUCCAACUAAGAUUUCACCAUGGCUUCUUCGCAUCGAGCUUGAUCGUAAAAGAAUGACUGAUAAGAAACUCACUAUGGAACAAAUUGCGGAAAAAAUUAAUGCAGGCUUUGGAGAUGAUUUGAAUUGUAUUUUCAAUGAUGACAAUGCUGAAAAACUUGUACUACGAAUUAGAAUAAUGAAUAGUGAAGAUAACAAAUUUACAGAUACAACUGAUAUAGAGGAGAGUGUUGACAAAAUGGAAGACGAUAUGUUUUUGCGUUGUAUUGAAUCUAAUAUGUUAAGUGAUAUGACUUUACAGGGUAUUGAAGCCAUUGGAAAGGUGUAUAUGCAUUUACCACAGACAGACUCUAAGAAAAGAAUAGUUAUUACAGAAACAGGUGAGUUUAAAGCUAUUGCUGAGUGGUUGCUAGAAACUGAUGGCACAAGUUUAAUGAAAGUACUCAGUGAACGAGAUGUGGAUCCAGUGAGAACCUUUUCUAAUGAUAUUUGUGAAAUCUUUCAAGUGUUAGGUAUCGAAGCCGUGCGAAAAUCUGUAGAAAAAGAAAUGAAUGCUGUUUUACAAUUUUAUGGUCUCUACGUGAACUAUCGACAUUUGGCCUUACUUUGUGAUGUUAUGACAGCCAAAGGUCAUCUUAUGGCUAUUACACGUCACGGUAUUAAUAGACAGGAUACAGGAGCACUUAUGAGAUGUUCAUUUGAAGAGACAGUAGAUGUAUUAUUAGAUGCAGCUUCUCAUGCUGAAGUUGAUCCUAUGAGAGGCGUUUCUGAAAAUAUUAUUAUGGGUCAACUACCACGUAUCGGAACAGGCUGCUUUGAUCUUUUACUCGAUGCCGAAAAAUGUAAGCAAGGAAUUGAGAUACCAAUGGCUGUAGGAGCAAACAUAAUGGGUGGUACCGGUAUGUUCUUUGGAAAUGCUACAACUCCAAGUAUGAGUCCUCAAAUGACACCUUGGUUGGGCGCAACACCAAGUUAUGGAGCGGCAGGUAUGUCGCCGAGUAUUGGUAGUGGCAUGACACCUGGAGGAGCCUGCUUUUCACCUUCUGGCCAAUCUGAUGCGUCGGGACUGUCACCAGCAUAUUCUGCUUAUUCACCACAACCUGGAAGUCCUGGAAGUCCAGGUCCAAGUAUGAGCCCAUAUCCAAUGUCUCCUGCUGGUGGAGCCUCACCGAGCUAUUCACCAACUUCUCCAGCUUAUUUGCCCACUUCUCCUAGCAUGACACCAUCAAGUCCAAAUUAUUCGCCAACAAGUCCAACUUACUCACCAACCAGUCCUAAUUAUUCACCAACAAGUCCAAGUUAUUCACCAACAAGUCCAAGCUAUUCUCCAACCAGUCCAAGCUAUUCACCCACCAGUCCAAGUUAUUCUCCAACUAGUCCGAGUUAUUCCCCAACUAGUCCCAGUUAUUCACCGACAAGUCCUAGUUAUUCCCCUACAAGUCCUAGCUAUUCACCAACAAGUCCAAGUUAUUCCCCAACUAGUCCAAGUUAUUCACCUACCAGUCCCAGUUAUUCACCAACAAGUCCAAGUUAUUCACCAACAAGUCCAAGCUAUUCCCCUACAAGUCCUAGUUACUCACCAACAAGUCCAAGUUAUUCUCCAACAAGUCCAAGCUAUUCACCAACUAGUCCAAGCUUUACACCAGCCUCACCAUCUUAUUCACCUACCUCACCUUCUUACUCACCAUCAUCACCUCAAUAUUCUCCAGCCUCUCCAAGUUAUUCUCCAUCUUCACCUAAGUACUCACCAACUAGCCCCAGCUAUUCUCCUACUUCACCUUCAUUUGCCGGAACAUCACCCCAAUAUACCCCUGCAAGUCCAACAUACUCACCUACAAGCCCAACUUAUUCACCUACUAGCCCCAGUUAUUCACCCAGCUCACCUCAACAUAGCGGUGGUAGUACUAAAUAUUCUCCUAGUAGUCCUAAUUAUUCACCAACAAGUCCAACUUACUCUCCAACCAGUACCAAGUACUCACCAACUAGCCCAACAUAUUCACCAACGAGUCAUAGUUACUCACCAACAAGUCCAAGUUAUUCACCAACAAGUCCAGCUUACUCUCCACAAGUGCCUGGAUACUCUCCAACGAGUCCAACUUAUUCAGCGGCCUCACCAACUUACGAAACUGAUGAUAAUUAAAGAAAUAAUAGAUUGCUAUCAAUUCAUUAAUAAAAAAAAUUGACAGAACUAUAUCA